This is a messenger RNA of Penicillium pulvis, 1446 nucleotides long. RefSeq names its product putative clock controled protein (Ccg-8). The transcript is spliced from 2 exons. Lineage: Eukaryota; Fungi; Ascomycota; Eurotiomycetes; Eurotiales; Aspergillaceae. Gene Ontology annotation, cellular component: endoplasmic reticulum; nucleus. Bases 136 to 1446 code for a protein of 436 amino acids. Gene Ontology annotation, biological process: phospholipid biosynthetic process; endoplasmic reticulum unfolded protein response; regulation of transcription by RNA polymerase II. Gene Ontology annotation, molecular function: transcription corepressor activity. The record is from RefSeq and is a predicted model, not a curated record.
UGAAGGGUGAGAUUGGUCAGUGUCACCACUUAGUCAACCUUCACCUGUUUUCACGUGAAAGACUCUGCGCCGAACGCGAAUCUUGCCACUUUCUUCGCUCCACCCAGACUCCCAAAUAAUGCUUCCACCGCCGUGAUGGAUCUCGAAACUCAUUCCGACGAUCGUACUCGUCGGGCCGCCAGCGUGCUAUCUAUGGACGACCUCGAGGCCGCGCAAGCUCUUGAGGGCCUUCGCACAGAAUACGGACAGUCACCACUAGCAUCGCGGCAAACCAUACCGGGAACAACGCCGAACUCUUCACAAGCUGCGGAGCCGCUGCUCUCACUGCUAACGUCGUCGCAUCCACUCAUAUCCUCUGCUAUCAACGGCUCAGUGUCUGCAUACACCACCUCCAAGUCCUACUCCGCACGCUUCAAGUCUAGCGCCGAGUUUAUCGAGCGCAAUAUCGGCUCACCUGUCGCGAAUACGGUGGGCACUGUUGGCCGCAAGACCGGUGUUGAAAGUGGUCUGCGCUGGGCGCUGCAACGACGAGAAUCUCCACAGGACUCGAAUCCUACCAAUAAGCGCCGCAAGGUGUCCGAAACCACGCCGGAUAUGGAUGUUGAGAAGGGCCCAGAGGAUGCGAUGAUCCAGAGCCGACCACGAACACGAAGUUCUUCCGAUCUGUCGAUGGCUGAGACGCUUCCACCUUAUGACGAUGCACGGUCACCUCGGUAUGAGGAGAAACAAGUGCGACAGAAUCCGACAUGGCAGAGCCGACUGGUCAUUUCAACCUCGGGUUUAGGUGUUGCGAUGAGCGAGGAGUCACUACGUAGCUUGACCUAUUGUUUGACCUGGCUGCGCUGGGCAAACGGGAGACUCGGCAAGGCUAUCGUGGCGCUUCAGAAUGCUUUAACAGAGUGGGACUCCCAAAAGAAAAACCAAUCCCAACAAACCGACCUUGAAGGUGGGGAAAGUGCGUCGCUCUUGACACAGCGUAUUCAGGCUGUCAAGGCAGACGUGCUUUCAACGUUGAAGCAGGUUGUCGACGUUGUAUCGAAGUAUGCUGGAGGAGCGUUGCCAGAAAACGCCCGUCAUCUCGUACGACGACACUUGACAUCCUUGCCUCACCGAUUCCAAAUGGCUAGUACCUCUCAACCACCACCCGGCUCCGUCGAGGCCUCUUCAGAUGCGACUGUCGGUGCGCACCGAAUCCUCGUCUUGGCCAACGAAAGCUUGGAUAUUUUGGGCCAGGUCAGCGGUGUAGUCAACGAUACCCUUGUUAGUGCCGAGCACUGGUGCGAGCGGCUUGGGCGCAAGCGCCCCGAUAACAAAUCCGCGCAGGAUGCGGAGAAACAGAAUCCAUCUGCGACACCGGACGCUCAACCGUACGGAAUGGAUAUCAAGCAGCCUCUGGGAGAGGGUGCUCCUGGAGACGUGCAGAUGGCUGGAACUGAGAAAGUUUGA